Chiloscyllium plagiosum (whitespotted bambooshark) is the source of this 3937-nucleotide messenger RNA. RefSeq names its product repulsive guidance molecule BMP co-receptor a (gene rgma). Gene Ontology annotation, cellular component: plasma membrane. Gene Ontology annotation, biological process: BMP signaling pathway. NCBI's taxonomy places the organism in Eukaryota, Metazoa, Chordata, Chondrichthyes, Orectolobiformes, Hemiscylliidae. Gene Ontology annotation, molecular function: coreceptor activity. The record is from RefSeq and is a predicted model, not a curated record.
CACACACACUGUUCAUGGAUCAAGUGAAUUACUCUCCCAGUAUGUGUUGUAGCUGUCUCCACUCUCACUCUCUCUCCCACUUUGCAUUUUAACAAAGCUCUUAACACGUGGAUACCGAUGAAAGUCUCCCUCCAUCGCCCUCUCCUUCAUCUCACUGCCGCUUCUGUAUCACAGGUUGUGUGCAAACCAUCCCUCUCCUCCCUCCCCUUCCCACAGCCAGGAUCCGAUGGGGUCAACAUUGGCCAGAAAAGGGAUGAUCUUGGAGCUGGAAGCAUUUUAGCACAGACGCAUACUCACACACACACACACACACACACACAUGAAAAGGACGCAAUCAACAAAAAUCUCACACAAGCCAAGUUUCCCUUUCCUGCAGCUCAGGGGUUUUGAGUGAAGUGGAGGAAGAACUGGGAGCUGUCAUCAUAUCAGCCGGACAAGUUACAUGCAGCGGCCGAGGGCGAGCAGAGUUGGAGAGUUGGAGUUCUGCGGGAUCCCAGUGUGGGCUGGAUGGAUGGGAAUGGGGAGAAGGGACGCCCCAUUCGGCUACCGGCUGCUCGGAAUGCUCACCCUGGCUCUCUGGCUCCCAGCAGUCAGCUGCCAGUGCCGGAUUCUGAAGUGUAAUUCGGAGUACCUUUCUGCGACUUCUGGAUUGCACGUGGGUACAGAAGAAUCAGCAGAGUUCUGCAUCGCUCUGCGAGCCUACUCCCAGUGCACGCGCAAGACUGCGCGGGCCUGCCGCGGUGACCUGGCCUACCACUCAGCCGUGCACGGCAUCGAGGACCUCAUGAACCAGCACAACUGCUCCAAGGUGGGGCCCACCCAGACCCCCGCCCGUGCACAGCCCACCUCCCUGGACUGCAUGGUGCACUCAGACGCCCCUGAGCUCUGCAACUACGAGAAGAGCCUGCAGCGGCACGCGCCGCACCCCAACUACACACACUGCGGCCUGUUCGGCGACCCGCAUCUCCGCACAUUCACUGAUGACUUCCAAACCUGCAAGGUCCGCGGUGCCUGGCCGCUCAUCGAUAACAACUACCUUUUUGUCCAGGUGACCAAUGUCGCCGUAGUCCCGGGCUCCAGCGCAACUGCCACAAGUAAGCUCACGGUCAUUUUCAAGAACUUCCAGGAGUGCGUUGAUCAGAAGGUGUACCAAGCAGAGACCGACGACCUCCCAGCGGCCUUCGUCGAUGGCUCGAGAAAUGGCGGCGAGAAACAUGGCGCCAACAGCCUGAGGGUGCUGGAGAAAGUGGCCGGGCAGCACAUCGAGAUCCACGCCAAGUACAUCGGGACCACCAUCGUGGUGCGGCAGCUGGGCCACUACCUGACCUUUGCCGUCCGGCUGCCCGAGGAGGUGGCCAAUUCCUUUGAGGACAACCAGGGCCUGCAGCUGUGCCUGAAGGGCUGCCCCACCAACGAGCGAAUGGACUGGAGGCUCCCUCAGCCACGGAAGGGAGGGUCCGCGGCCCCCCACAGCGCCUUCACCCGUGAAGCGGCCACCGCUAAGUGCAGGGAGCGGCUGCCCGUGGACGAUCUGUACUUUCGAUCGUGCGUGUUUGACCUCCUGACCACGGGCAACGUGAACUUCACACUUGCGGCGUACUACGCCUUCGAAGAUGUGAAGAACUUGCACUCGAAUAAAGACAAGCUGCACAUAUACCAGAGGACAGCUGACCACUCAGAGGGCAACUCUGCCCCUGGGAGACCCAGUCUCCAGACUCUUCCCAUCGCCCACUUCCUGCUAAUCUGCUCCCUUUGGUGUUGCCUGGCACGCCUAUAGCCAUGCUGAUGGGUGACUUUUAUCAAGCAGCUGGUUUUGAUCUGAAUUGUUUUCGCUUUGAACCGCCGGUGACUACCUAUCUGGUACCUCGUUUUUGCGCUCGUCCGUAAAUUAUUUCUGGUCUUCCCCCCCCUCCCCCCCCCCCAGCCCCGGCACCUGUGGACACAUUGAUUUCUUCUCUCGCGCUGCCAGCUGUUAGGCGGAGAUCACCAGUGUCAUUCCCCACCCUGUCGGUGUUUGUGGUUGUGUGUUUGUGGCAUUUGUAGGGGAUUUGGAAUAGUGCAGGCGUGCGAUGUCCGUCUGAACCAGGGGCCUGGCUGCACAUCUCCGUCACUUCCCUGUGACCGCCCCUCCCCCGACCUUCGGCAAAAAGAGGACCACCCAUCUGAAUCUCAGUACAAUUUCAACCCCCUUUCAAAACACCUUUCAAAAUCUAACCCUAACGCCAACCUCUUGACAGGGGAAGCGUCGGCAAAUGGUGAAAAUUCUCACCUGGUGAGGAAUAUUGGAUCUGGGUAAAAAUUGUGGAGUUCCAGUCUCCUGGUUGCCAGGAUCUGUGCUUUCACAGGGCACGUUCCUCCUGCUACUUGGGGCCUUCCACUGAUUCGACCUUCCCUUUGAGGCUGGUGAGUGUUGACAGGCUAUUACCACACCGGGCAUCACAGUGGUUUAGCACCAGGCUCAUUCCCCUUGAGCUACAGAGUGGCACUACACAUUAGGGCUUCACCUUCAUCGACAAAGUAAAUGUGCUGUAAGCCUGAGUACAAUGCACUGGCACGUUGUGGAACCCCCCCCACCCCCAUCUUCCCAGCUAACCAGGAGCAUAGUGUUGUUUGAUUUGCCUUCUCGAUGGGACAGUGACGUGAAGUUUCAUGCCCAUUUGUGCCUAUUACACUGGCACCUGAUGCCCUGUGUCCUGCUGGCUUUGGUUCAGCACAGCUGUGAGCCUUUGUGUCGAAGAUUGGAACUCGCGCACUGCGGGUUAUUGACCAGCUGCGCAGCUUGAGAUUAAAGAUGGCGGAAUGGACACACUGAUGGCUGGGAAUCCUCACGCAUUUUACCCAGCAGUCCACCACGAGCUGCCCCCUUCCUCCAGGAUCAACCAGGAUGGGAGACCGUCACCCGCUACACUGGAUCUGACCCGGUAACCUAGACAACUGGAGUGUCCUUCCAGCUCUUCCCAUGUUGGCUUGUGGGUCAAAGGCAGUGAAGGGGCUUAAAUAACACACACGUGCGUCGUCCUGUCCAUUCACCAUCAUCCAUUGUCCCCACACCCUUUCAGUGAGCUGUUUUUACCUGUUGACCUUCUACUGUUCAAGCAUGUCCCUUUGCCAUGGUGUAAAAGGAGAUGUAUGUGACAGGAAGAGAAAGCUUGCAUAGUACUGACGAGGCAGCUCUCCUGAGGGCUCCAGUGAUGAAUGCCUUGCCAGGUGGGUUAGUGAGCUGGAUAGAUGCAGGUUGACUUCGCAGUCUGGCUGGAGGGAGCUGUAUUGGUGGGGGUAGAGUUGAUCUCCUUGGGAUGAGGAAGGAGGUGAUCAAGCCAAAGUUGCUGCGUUAGCCCCAUUCUGUGGAGAAAUGUCUGUCUGAGUGAAUACAGCAGCAUAACAGGGUGGAGGCUGCUAUCAGACCCGGCUGAUGGGCCUGUGAUUAGAUUAAUUUUCCAACCCAGAGGGAUGUGACACUGGGUGAGCUGACCCUUAAAGACACAUGUCUGAGGCAAUCAGAACAGUUUAAGAUAGAAAGUAAAUUUUAUAGCUAUGUAUAAUAGUAAAUUACACAGUUUAUGUAAAACAUUCACUUUAUUAUUUAUAUUGAGGAUUACAUUCUGGGGCACUGUAACAGUAACAAUAAAAAAAAGUCAUGGGGGUGGGGCAAACAAGGGAGGGAGCUGAAUCAGAACAGAGUCCGCGGAAGAGAAGGCACACUCCCAACACCAGCAGUGCCCACCUCCAUCUCUUAAAAAUCUCAAGGGUGCUGGUAGACACCGGAUGUUCCCUCUUCUAAGGUUACCUGGGCAUAAAUGUAGCUGUGGAAGAAGGGCAGGCAGUCAGGAACUACCCCAUACCUCAUCCCUUUCAUGGGCCACUCCCUAAACCCUAUUGGUGGUCAUUUCAGGCGAGUCAAUGAUGAGGUCCUCCCCCCCCCCCCCCCACACACACA